Messenger RNA from Aspergillus steynii IBT 23096, 624 nucleotides. RefSeq lists its product as uncharacterized. NCBI's taxonomy places the organism in Eukaryota, Fungi, Ascomycota, Eurotiomycetes, Eurotiales, Aspergillaceae. The transcript has a single exon. Bases 1 to 624 code for a protein of 207 amino acids. The record is from RefSeq and is a predicted model, not a curated record.
AUGGAGGGUGGCGCGAGAGCUCCAGUCGAUUCGCAGAAUGCGCCUGCUUUUCUGGAUUUGGAAGAAUUAGACACCUUGCUAAAGUCGUAUCCCAACCUAUCUGCUGAUGAAUGGGCUCGUGUCAAGUCUCACACCGACGAACUAGAGCCCCUCAAGGACCCAGGCAUCGUUCUUUUGGAACACUUCAUGACCCCCAGGUCGGAGAUUGAGCUCACCCUGGAGAAUGCCCACAAGCUCGCCGCCGGAAUUAUAAGGAUAUGGCCAGACCUCCAGCUCCGUAAUAUCGCCCCCGAUAAACUACUACGUCUACGACGUGGGAUUAUCGAUUCGCAAUGUCCAGUGGGGUGGAGCAGGAUGUAUGGAUUUCUGGUACUCGGUUGUGCCUCGUCCCUAGAUAGCCCGGAUUUGGGGCGCUUGGUCAGCAGUCUGUUGAAAACGGUCGAUAGGAUUCAAGGACAAAGCCCCGUCAGAGCACACCGUAUUCUUCCGAGAAUCAACUUGCUCUUGGAGAAGCUUUCCGCCACGAUAUCUAUGUCGACGAAGAUGGAGAAUGACAGCGCCGCCGCGGCUCGAUUGCUCGAGAGCCCCGCCUUAAAUCCGAUCCUCAGGGGGAUACCUAAAUAG